UAACAUACCUGAAGACAUGAUUGCUGCGUCAAGGGGUGGUGUUACUGAUUGAGUUCGAGGUCGGGUAUACUUCAAGUGAGAGUUCUGUUCAAAGUAAGGUAUAGAUCAAAAGGGAAAGCCGCGACCCUCUAUUGGCUUAUGAGAUGCCAAUCCCCCUCACUAGCCAGCCAGCCGGCAUCCCUCCCUCCCCCCCUCCAUUUCCGUGGUGCGGGGGUGGAGGGGGAGGCGUUCCAGUCUCCACCUUUUCCGGCAAUCGCGCACACGCACCUCGCACACACGCAGUCAGCAAGCCCGAAAGGGAGAUAAAUCUCCUCAGCGUUAGCUCUGACGGUACUCUCUCUCUCUCUCCCUGUCUCCCUGUGUCCCACUUCCCGACUGUCCGACUGUCUGUCUGACUGUCUGCGUGCCUGUUUGGGCAUCCCUGCAUCGCUCCCUUGACUCCCAAAUCCAAAUGCCGCUCCCCCCUCCCCUCCGCCGAUUU
Molecule: messenger RNA, 481 nt
Organism: Microstroma glucosiphilum
Lineage: Eukaryota; Fungi; Basidiomycota; Exobasidiomycetes; Microstromatales; Microstromataceae
Exons: 1
Coding region: 144-395 (83 amino acids)
Source: RefSeq, a predicted model, not a curated record